Molecule: messenger RNA, 2009 nt
Organism: Gorilla gorilla gorilla (western lowland gorilla)
Lineage: Eukaryota; Metazoa; Chordata; Mammalia; Primates; Hominidae
Gene: IRX5
Product: iroquois homeobox 5
Exons: 3
Coding region: 5-1456 (483 amino acids)
Biological process (GO): regulation of transcription by RNA polymerase II; cell development; neuron differentiation
Cellular component (GO): nucleus
Molecular function (GO): RNA polymerase II cis-regulatory region sequence-specific DNA binding; DNA-binding transcription factor activity, RNA polymerase II-specific
Source: RefSeq, a predicted model, not a curated record
GGCCAUGUCCUAUCCGCAGGGCUACUUGUACCAGCCGUCCGCCUCGCUGGCACUCUACUCGUGCCCGGCGUACAGCACCAGCGUCAUUUCGGGGCCCCGCACGGAUGAGCUCGGCCGCUCUUCUUCGGGCUCCGCGUUCUCGCCCUACGCUGGCUCGACUGCCUUCACGGCGCCCUCGCCGGGCUACAACUCGCACCUCCAGUACGGCGCCGACCCCGCGGCCGCCGCCGCCGCCGCCUUCUCCUCGUACGUGGGCUCUCCCUACGACCACACACCCGGCAUGGCGGGCUCCUUGGGGUACCAUCCUUACGCGGCGCCCCUGGGAUCGUACCCUUACGGGGACCCAGCGUACCGGAAGAACGCCACAAGGGACGCCACGGCUACGCUCAAGGCCUGGCUCAACGAGCACCGCAAGAACCCCUACCCCACCAAGGGCGAGAAGAUCAUGCUGGCCAUCAUCACCAAGAUGACCCUCACCCAGGUGUCCACCUGGUUCGCCAACGCGCGCCGGCGCCUCAAGAAAGAGAAUAAAAUGACGUGGACGCCGCGGAACCGCAGCGAGGACGAGGAAGAGGAGGAGAACAUUGACCUGGAGAAGAACGACGAGGACGAGCCCCAGAAGCCCGAGGACAAGGGCGACCCCGAGGGCCCCGAAGCAGGAGGAGCGGAGCAGAAGGCGGCUUCGGGCUGCGAACGGCUUCAGGGACCACCCACCCCUGCAGGCAAGGAGACGGAGGGCAGCCUCAGCGACUCGGAUUUUAAGGAGCCGCCCUCGGAGGGCCGCCUCGACGCGCUGCAGGGCCCCCCCCGCACCGGCGGGCCCUCCCCAGCUGGGCCAGCGGCGGCGCGGCUGGCGGAGGACCCGGCCCCUCACUACCCCGCCGGAGCGCCGGCGCCCGGCCCGCAUCCAGCCGCGGGAGAGCUGCCCCCGGGUCCCGGCGGGCCCUCGGUUAUCCAUUCGCCGCCUCCGCCGCCGCCUCCUGCGGUGCUCGCCAAGCCCAAACUGUGGUCUUUGGCAGAGAUCGCCACAUCGUCGGACAAGGUCAAGGACGGGGGCGGCGGGAGCGAGGGCUCUGCAUGCCCACCGUGUCCCGGGCCCAUCGCCGGGCAAGCCCUAGGAGGCAGCCGUGCGUCGCCGGCCCCGGCGCCGUCACGCUCGCCCUCGGCGCAGUGUCCUUUUCCAGGCGGGACGGUGCUGUCCCGGCCUCUCUACUACACCGCGCCCUUCUAUCCCGGCUACACGAACUAUGGCUCCUUCGGACACCUUCAUGGCCACCCGGGGCCCGGGCCAGGCCCCGCAACCGGUCCGGGGUCUCAUUUCAAUGGAUUAAACCAGACCGUGUUGAACCGAGCGGACGCUUUGGCUAAAGACCCGAAAAUGUUGCGGAGCCAGUCUCAGCUAGACCUGUGCAAAGACUCUCCCUAUGAAUUGAAGAAAGGUAUGUCCGACAUUUAACGCGGGCUGCGUCGGUCCCGGACUUUUCUAAUUUAUUAAAAACAUGGCCUUGGCAGUUAUUUUUCCAUCACCGAGAGAGAGAGACAGAGAGAGAAAAUAAACUACCCCUCCUAUUCAGAAGUUUAUAGUUUAUGGAGAUGGAUGACAUAAAAAUGUAAACAUCUCCACACACACAAAAAAAUGUCUUAACCAACCGAAAAGAAAAAUUAAAAAAGGAUUUGUAUUAAAUCUUAUUCUGUAUAUUUAAUGUAGCAUUUUUGUAUUUAAAUUGAUAAUUCAAUAUCUUUGAAGUAAAUUAUGAAAUCAAGACACCUGUACAGGCAUUUAAUGUUUUUUUGUAAUAUAAAUAUAUACAUUUGUGUUUCCCCGAAAACUGUUUCAUAGUUAAAAAAUACAACUUUAAUUUAAUUUUUUACACCUAUUGAUUCUGCUGGGUAUGAGCUAAAGUAUUACAGAAAGGAAACAGGUUAUACUCUUAGAUUUAAAAAGUGAAAGAAACUGCAGGCGCCUUUGUAAAAUGCAAAAUAUUUAAUUAAAAGAGAUUUUAACAUAA